Mytilinidion resinicola is the source of this 1820-nucleotide messenger RNA. RefSeq lists its product as uncharacterized. The transcript has 2 exons. The record is from RefSeq and is a predicted model, not a curated record. Bases 153 to 1715 code for a protein of 520 amino acids. Lineage: Eukaryota; Fungi; Ascomycota; Dothideomycetes; Mytilinidiales; Mytilinidiaceae.
CCAGCCCACCCAGCCCUAUCUUCGACCGCCGUGCGCUGCAACCCGUGACGUCUCCCGCGAAGCCUCUGCACUCGGCCCGCCCUCGCCCUGCCACCCGGAGUGCUCCCAGGCGGCGAGGCCCGGUAGAUGCUUCCCUUACCCCGCUGCUCGCCAUGGACUUCGUUCCCGGCAUCCUCAGGCUCAGCAGCGAGCUGCUGCGCGAGAUCCUCGACCACAUCGAAGCAGAUCCCGAGAAGCUCGUCAGCCUCGACCGCCGCGCCUAUCUGUCGCAGGAGUCGUUCAAACCGCCGCCGCCCCCGGCCCGCGACCAGGCCGCGAACAUCGCCAGCUUCCGGCUAACAUGUCGACGAUUCUCGGAGCUUGGCGCCAUCCACCAGUUUGCCCGCGUGACAACCCGCUUCUCGCGCAAGGGCCUGAAGCGGCUGGAGAACAUCGCGGGCCAGGAGCACCUGGCCAAGCAUGUCAAGAAGUUCAGCUACAUGGUGCCGUUUUUCUACGUUGAGGGCCGAGAGCGGGUUCGUGACCUCCUGCCCAAUCUGCAGGACAGCCUCGGCUUCCUCGAUGUGCGCCAUUUCCAGCGGAAGGUGAACGAGCAGAAAGAGAUAGUCCAGACCAAGGAGGAUGUCCGCGUCCUAACCAAGGCCAUAUCCGCCUUCACGUCGCUGCAGCACGUGCAGAUUCUGCGGGUCCAAGACCAGGAGGACGGGCUGCUUCUGGCCUACAUCCGCCAGCACGACGAGCUCGGUCAGCUGGUGGAGCUGAAAUGGCCACCCGCCUGCUCCCACAGCACCAAGACCAUCGGUGCGGCUCUGCUGGCGUCGCGGUCGCCCUGCACCCGCUUCUCUUCGCCCAUGCUGAGCCCGGUGAGCGUCAUCGGCCUUGCCCACGAUCCGCCAAACACCUUCCAAGUGCUUGCAGAGCGUCUAACCUGCCUCGAACUCCACUUCGACGACGGGUACGAUCUCGACAACCGUAUGAAGGAGCUCUCCACCCUGUCCAAGGUCGUCUUCAGCGCUGCUAAGAAUAUGCAAGCCGUGCACAUUGGAUUUCCCUCGCAUAGGCCACUGGGCUUGAAGUUAGAAGACAUCUUUCACAACGUCAAGUGGGAAAAACUACUCGCGUUCGGCAUCCAAGCAUGGAAGCUAGAUGCCGACGAGAUCAUCGCGCUAGCGCGGCGGCAUCGAGAAAAGCUGCGUGGGCUGCGGUUAAGAGACGUGUUGCUAAAAGACGGAAGUCGGUGGAAAGACGUCCUAGCGUUCCUAAGGGAUGACAUGGCGAGGCUGGACUGGGUGAGCUUAAGAAGAAUUGACUACGCAAUACACUUCGACGAGCAGUGGACGCUGGGGGCUGAGGUGCCUGACGACCCUCCAGGAGGCGCCAGCGACAGUGAUGAUGAAAGCGACGACUGGGACCCCCACGCCGAAGCCAUCGGGGACGAAUCGCCUGAUCAGUCCGACAUUGAAAGCACAGGUUCUCCCGAAACGGACUCAGAGGCCGGAAGCGAUGACGAGCCGGAGCAAGGCGGGGGCAUGGAUUUCCCCCCAAUGUCACCAGACACGCCUGCGUCGGCCGCGUGGUGUAGCUGCAACGGCCGUACCGGAUAUCCAGACAGCGCUGACGACCUCGGCGACGAUGGCAUUGCGGUGUCGUACCCCCAGCGCAAGUUGUGGGAGAAGUGGGUGGUCAGGCGGUGCGCAGAACACAGCCACAAGUAGGGCAAUAGAUGUCCGCGAAUUGAACAGCGGCAGAGCCACAUCUCUCCACGACUCGCUGAUCCCUGACACCGAUAGCCGCCGGGCCACGUACAUACAGACUCGACC